Messenger RNA from Tetrahymena thermophila SB210, 3606 nucleotides. Its product is annotated as cyclic nucleotide-binding domain protein. The record is from RefSeq and is a predicted model, not a curated record. Lineage: Eukaryota; Ciliophora; Oligohymenophorea; Hymenostomatida; Tetrahymenidae. The transcript has 8 exons.
UAAGGCAUAAUAUCAAAAAUUUUAGAUACUAAUUAAGGAUUGGUCAUAAUAAAACACUAUUAAUUAUAUUUUACUAAAAUCUAAAUUAUUUGCUUUAAAAUUUAACUGUAUCUCAUUUUUUUUCUCAUUAAAAUGUCUUCUCACUCUACAAGGAAAUAGGCAAAUAAUAGCUUUAUGAAAGACAAAAAGCAAGUACAAUAUGAACCUUACAAUAAAAAAAAAUCUAAUAAUGAAAUUGACUAAAGUGCAUUUUUUAACAAUAAAAAUGAUGAUGAAACAACGAUCGACUAAAAUAAAUCUUUAUACUCACUUAAAAACUCACAGUAUUCAUUUGAAAAAACUCAAUACAAAAAAGGUUCCAUUUUAGUAGAAGAAAAACAGAUUGACUUUUUUAAUGCAAAUAAUGUUAGAAAUAUUAUAUAAAAAGAAAGGAAAACUCCAACAGAUCUAAUCAACCUUGGCAAUGCCCUUAAAAACUACUGGUUUUUUGAUGACUACAAAAAAACCCUCCCUUUUAGUAACUACCUUUCUCUUCUCAAAAGUAUUGAGUACCAGUUUGUGAAAAAGGGUGAAAUAGUUUAUUCCAUAGGCCAAAAAAGCACAGAAAUGUUUGUAAUAUUAGAAGGAUCAUUCUUUGUGCUGAUUAGAAACCCGAAAUCUUUGAUAGUUUACAACACUCCAAAAGCAGCUUAACAAUAAUUAGAGCUAAACCAAUAGACUUAAGCAAACAAUUAAAAUAAUUAAAACUAAUAAUAACCACCUUAAUAAGGUUAAUUUGUAGAGAAUGGGACUAAGGGGACUCAUUAAUUAGAAAACGAUGGGAAGAAUGUCAAUUUUUCUUAAGCAUGGGAAUAUAUUGAGUAAUAAACUUUGCAGGACGAAAUCAACAAAAAAAUGCAAGCAAUAAAAAAUAAGGAUGGACCAUUGGAGUGGUUUGAAAUUAGCGAUGAGCUUAGUGAUACAAUUUUAGUUGAUUCAUUGAAAUUGGGAAAUAACUUCGGAGAAUUCGAACUUAUGUAUAAUAAACUAAGAUCAUAAAUUAUUAUAGCAAGAGAAGAUUCUCACUUAAUAAAAAUUAGCUAAUAGCAAUACGAAUUGCUUCCAAAAGAGAAAAAUCAGAAGUAAUACAAUUCCUCUCUUGAUUUCCUUUAUAGUUUUGACUUUUUUCAUGACUGGGGAAGAUAAAUGAUGAAUCUUUUGGUUUGCUUUGAAAUAGUUGACUGUUAUUUAAAUCAGAUCAUCUACAAAGAAUAGGAAGAAUCUGAUUAUCUUUAUUUCGUUUACCAAGGAGAAUUUGAAAUUACAAAGAAAAUAAAAGCUGAUGAAAACCAUUAAAAAGUUCUUGAACUAGCUAAUAUUCCGCUUUUUAAUUAUAAGAAAAAUAUAAAAUCUUAAAUUAAAAAUUAUGCUGACUAUUCUGAAAGAGUGAGGAUAUGCAUUUAUGGACCUAACACUUACUUUGGAGAUGAUGAGUUGCUUCAUCUAGAAAAACGUAAAACUCAAGCAACUUGCAUCUCUGAAGUUGGAGUUUUAUAUAAGCUAUCUUUAAAGAAAUUAGUAAAAAUUGUUUGCAAUUAAAAUAAUAUUUGGGAAAUGUUGCAAAAUAAUCUGAGAGUAAAAAGAAAGUGGCAGAAGUAGUUUUUUGCUUAGCUAAAUCCUGAAAAUAAAUAGAAUUAAAUUCCAAAAAUGCCAGAGCAAAAAAAUAUAUAAAGUUAAAUAUUUGAAGGCUAAAAGCUUUUAUAUAUUCCAAGCGAGAAAUUUCAAGCAAGAUCAUACUAUAAGGGCUUUAAAGAUAACUAUAUUAAUAAUAUUCAAAAUGCUUACUCUGAAGCUGCUAACAAUAUUAUAAAUCUUCACCAAAGAAAGUCUUCCUCUUCUCAAAUUGAAUGUCCUUCUAUUUUACUUGAUAAAAAAGAUAUUCAUGAUAGUUUUACAUAAUAUAUGAAAAAUAUAUCUGAAGGUAAUAAAUUAAAUAUGAAUUAAUUGAAUUACAAUGACUAAUAUGUCACUCAAAAUUCUCCAAUACAAACAACAAAAUAUUUUAAUUUAAAGUAAGAAUUGCUUAAUAAGUAAUUCUUUUAAGAAAGAUCAAAAGAUCUAAUACAAAUUUAAUAAAAUAUGGUACUUUUAAAACGAUUCAAAGACCACUAGAAAUAACUAAAUAAAAUAGAUUCUAAUGAAUAAUAAUAACAAGAAUAAUUAGAGGAGCAAAUUCUUAAUUUAAAUCAACAGAGUAAGCAAUAAAAUUCCAAAUCAAAGUCUUCACAGAAUUCAAAAUCUAAGUCUCCUUAAUCUACUAAUAAAGUAAAAGAAGUAGGAGUUAGAUCUAAUAAAACAUAGCAAGGUUAGAGAAAUAAAUAACAUAAUUUAAGCCAUAAGAAUAGCUUUAGCAUCUCAGAUAAUAAAGAUAUGACAUCAACAGAUAAUUAAACAAAGGAAAAAGAAAUAAUAGUAGAUAGAAAUUCCAUAAUAAGAAAAGAAGAUUUACCUGAGUUAAACUUAGAAAGUCAAGAUAAAAACAAAAAGAGCUCUGAGAAAGGGAUUUAAAUUGAUUUAAGGAUUUUCCAUGAAAAUACAAAUGAAGAAAAUUUUGAGAAAAAAAAACAUUUUUGGUAUCACAUCACCAAUUCAAAAGAAAAAAUAACAAGCUAAGAGUUUUAUGACAAACUUAUAGAUGCUGUAGGUGGUGGAGUUAAAAGGCCAUAAACAAAAACAGAUUUAAGAUCAAAAACACAAUAUAAAAGAAAGAUAUUCGAAGCAAAAAAUAUGAAUUAAAGCCUGAAUUAGAGCUAAGUAUCUUAUAAUUUAGAUGAGAGUAGCAUUUAGCAAGAAAAGAAUAAUUCUAAUUUAGGAGCUUUGUCUCCAUUUAUUCCUCAAGCUAUUGAAGGAAACUCUUUUAGAAAAUAUUACCAUCAAAAUAAAGAUAAAAAAUAAAUUCUAGAUAAGCUCAGAUUCUAAAGACUUAUGAAGCCAUAAAUUGAUGAAAAAAUUAACCAAGAGUAGCAAGAGCUUUAGCAAGGAUCUACCUUUUUUACAACUUAAAUAUAGCUUUCGCCUCUUAAAGUUAAUAAAAGAGGAAGCCAAACAAGCAGAGAUAAUUAUAGAAGCAAAUCUAGUUAUAACUAAUCCUUAAAUAGCUCAAGAAGGAACUCUUAGAUACUUGAACUGUAGCAAGAGCUCUUUGGAAAUAUUCUUAAAACAUCAGUCUUGAAGCAAUAAUAGUUUUUGUGUUUGGGAUAGACACAAAAAUAAAACUAAAAUAUAAGUUAAAGUAUCAACUUAGAUGCCAAUACUAACAACAAUAACAGUUCAUUUGGGAUAUAAAACUAAACUAUUUUACAAUCUAUCAUUCCUUUUGGGGAAAGGGAAGAAUCAAGUAUUUCUUCUGAAAACAAAAGGGAUUCUUUGUUAUUUAGUUCUCCUAAAAAAAGCAUUUAAUACUAUGAUGAAAAACUGCAUUAGUAAAAAUUAGAAGUUCAAAUUAAUCAUAAAUUAAAUAUACCAACUCAUAAUAAAAUAUUUAAAGAAGGCGAUAAUAUAUACAUUAAAACUGGGGGAUUUCCAAUCAAAAAGCCUUGCCCAAUUAGAUUUAUUAAAUAAAAUUGA